AAUGGCUGCUGUGGGAAGUACCGCAGAGACAUCUUUAGGCUCGCACUUCCAGGCUGUGCUGGAGCAGGGAACCCAGCCUGGGGAGAAGGCAGGAGAGCAGGAAGACUUGACCGGGCCCAAACCAAGCAGGGAUGCCAAAAGGGCAGGACAGAUGGCUGAGGUUGGGAUAAGCAAGGAACUCCUGCAGUGGGCAGCCCCUCAGCAGGUGAAGCAGGAACCUGGAGAUGGGGUGCACCAGAGCUGGGACGGGCCGUGGCAGGAAUUUCUGAAGGUGGUCCAGUCCCCCCACCCAGGAUGGGGUAAUCCGCAGCUGCCAGCCCCAGUGCCAUGGGAGGAGAACAGCAAGGCGUUUCUGAGCCCAUUCGAGGGUGCUGCUGAUGCUUGGAUAUGGCCCAGAGGGGACUGGGCGCCCCGGCCCUUAGCAGGAGAAACGCAGCCAGCCUCCCACAGCCUGGAGGCGAGGGACAGAGGGGACAGUGGGAAGCUGAAGGCGGAGGCCUCAAGGCUGGACUCCAUGACUGCUGAGGCCCAGCGCCGGCGCUUCAGGCAGUUUGGCUUCCGGGAGGCUGAGGGGCCCCGUGAGGUUUGCCUGCAGCUGCGAGCCCUUUGCUGCCUGUGGCUGGAGCCUGAGCGGCACACCAAGGAGCAGAUCCUGGAGCUGGUCAUCCUGGAGCAGUUCCUGGCCGUCCUGCCCCUGGAGAUGCAGAGCUGGGUCCGGGAAGGCGGGCCAGGGUCCUGCUCCCAGGCGGUGGUCUUGGCUGAGGAGUUCCUGAGGAGGCAGCAGCGUGAGCCUAAGGGCUGGGAGCAGCAGGUGCCGAGGUCUUUCCUGGAAGCUCCCGGGAAUGUCUCCAGAGCCGAGCGGGUUCCGCCAGGCAACCGGCAGUGGCAGCUCUACAGGGAAGCCAAACACGACAGUGAUGGCGAUGCCAGUUCUCUGGCAGGAGAUGGAUGGGUGAGUGAGAAUGAGGAGGAGAAACCUCAGCUGAAAUGUUCAGAGAAAACGGAGCCACCCGGGACCUUUGGCGGGGGAAGCUUUCUGUGCCAGGAGCAGCUGGGCGCAUUUCAGAAUGAAUGCAAAUCAGAGAAUCGGUACAACAGCCCCUUAGGGGGAAGAGAGUGCAAACCAGUUCCUUGCCCCACUGCCCAGGAGAGGCUCCACAAGGAUAGGAGGAAAAAAGUUUGUACAGAGUGUGGGAAGUCCUUUGGCCGGAGCUCCGACCUCCUUAAACAUCGGAGAACCCACACAGGGGAGAGGCCCUUCCAGUGCCUCCACUGCGGGAGAAGCUUCAGCGACCGCUCCAACCUCAUAGCACAUCGGAGAAUUCAUGCAGACAAGAAGCCCUAUCAGUGCCUGGACUGUGGGAAAAGCUUUUGCCAGAACUCCUACCUGGUCCGCCAUCGGAGGACGCACACGGGUGAGAAGCCGUACAAGUGCUCCUAUUGCGGCCGGGGUUUCAGCGACAGCUCGAACCUGGUUGUGCACAAGAGGACCCACACAGCAAGCAAUAAGCCCUACCGGUGCCCGGAUUGCGGCAGGAGGUUCAGUGAGCCUUCGCUUCUCAGCCGGCACCAGCGGAUGCAUGCUAAAGAGAGGCCGUACAAUUGCUCGGACUGCGGGAAGACGUUCCGCCACCGCUCGGAUCUUGUUCGGCACCGGAGGACCCAUACGGGGGAGAAGCCAUUCAAGUGCCUGGACUGUGGCAAAAGCUUCAGCCAGAGGUCCCACUGCAGCACGCACGAGAGAAGGCACACGAGGCAGAAACUGUUCCCACAACCCGCCGAUAACGGGAAAAGCUUUGGUGCCACCGAGGCUGGGCUUCCUGCAAAGGACGAAGCGGGUGAAACCACGCAAAGGAUUGUGACUCAGAAGGACAUGAGAACGGGGCAUAUGUGUGUCCUUCUCCACACGGAGUGGGGUUAUUUAUAGUGAAGCAUGUUUGUGAUGGCCUGGUCACUAGGAAUCGAUUCUUAACUUCCCCAGGCAAGUGGCAAGCGAGUUCUUUCAAAAUGUGCUUCUUUGACUCUUCUUUUUUCCAUUCAUUCCAUGAAGAAUUAUACAGGGCUUGCUUUCCCUGUGUACCUACAAUUUUUUUCCCUGUCAAUUACUAACUUCUGUGCUGUGUGCUGCAAUUGGGAUCUGAAGCAGCAGUCAGCAUGUUGGGAGCCUCCUGUUUUUUGUUUUUCUAAGCAAGCUGCUAGUCCUCAUUGCUGCCAUUGUAGGUUGGAACACACAAUCAGUUUGUAGUGGAAGAUUGGAAGCCAGACUGGGGGUGAGCGGGCUGUAUGUGGGGCUAGGCAGAAAAAAUCAAGUCUGGAGGAGCAGGGGCAGCUAUUUUCCGCCCUUGUGCAUGGUACAAGCAUGAUUUGCUAAUGCCAGGCUGUA
This is a messenger RNA of Varanus komodoensis (Komodo dragon), 2383 nucleotides long. Its product is annotated as zinc finger protein 397-like. Gene Ontology annotation, molecular function: RNA polymerase II cis-regulatory region sequence-specific DNA binding; DNA-binding transcription factor activity, RNA polymerase II-specific. The record is from RefSeq and is a predicted model, not a curated record. Gene Ontology annotation, biological process: regulation of transcription by RNA polymerase II. NCBI's taxonomy places the organism in Eukaryota, Metazoa, Chordata, Lepidosauria, Squamata, Varanidae. The coding region runs from base 2 to 1927 and encodes 641 amino acids. The transcript has 3 exons.